This is a messenger RNA of Grammomys surdaster, 6946 nucleotides long. It is a transcript of the gene Rab11fip4, whose product is annotated as RAB11 family interacting protein 4. Gene Ontology annotation, cellular component: recycling endosome membrane; midbody; cleavage furrow. The record is from RefSeq and is a predicted model, not a curated record. Gene Ontology annotation, biological process: regulation of cytokinesis; endocytic recycling. The coding region runs from base 80 to 1687 and encodes 535 amino acids. NCBI's taxonomy places the organism in Eukaryota, Metazoa, Chordata, Mammalia, Rodentia, Muridae. The transcript has 13 exons.
CCCCGCACUCCCCGCCCGACUAGACCAGCGGCCGGCGUCUUGUUCAUCUGCAGUGGCCCGACCUGUGGCCGGUCGGGGGAUGCGCUCCCCGCCGGCUCCCGGAUGCCAGGGCAGCGACUUCUCUGGCUCUACCUUUGCUGAUGGCGAGCUCCUCCCCAGGGAACCCGACUUCUUCCGGGAAGACGAGGAGGAAGCGAUGACAUUGGCCCUACCUGAAGGACCCCAGGAGUUAGACAUGGACAGCCCCAUGGAGAGCAGCCAGGGCCCAGAGGGCUCUGUCAGGAGUCCUGACGAGGAGAAGGAGCCUGAGCUGGGGGGCCUGUUCCUGCCAGAGGACAAGUCACUGGUCCUCACUCCAUCCAUGACCACAUCAGACCUUUCCACUCACUCCACCGCCUCUCUCAUCAGCAACGAGGAGCAAUUUGAAGACUAUGGCGAGGGGGAUGACGUGGACUGUGCUCCCAGCAGCCCUUGCCCCGACGAUGAGGCCAGAACCAAUGUCUACUCAGAUCUAGGAUCUUCAGUAUCUUCCAGUGCGGGACAGACCCCGAGGAAGAUGCGGCACACCUACAACAGUGAGCUGCUAGAUGUUUACUGUUCUCAGUGCUGCAAGAAGAUCAACCUGCUGAACGACCUGGAGGCCCGGCUGAAAAACCUGAAGGCCAACAGCCCCAACAGGAAGAUCUCAAGCACAGCUUUUGGACGGCAGCUCAUGCACAACAGCAACUUCAGCAGCAGCAACGGCAGCACUGAGGACCUGUUCCGUGACAGCAUCGACUCCUGUGACAAUGACAUCACGGAGAAGGUGAGCUUCCUGGAGAAAAAGGUCACAGAGCUGGAGAAGGACAGCCUGACGAGUGGGGGCCUCAAGAGCAAGCUGAAGCAGGAGAACAUGCAGCUGGUGCACAGGGUACAUGAGCUGGAGGAGAUGGUGAAGGAUCAGGAGACCACAGCGGAGCAGGCACUGGAGGAGGAGGCCCGACGACACCGCGAGGUCUACUGCAAGCUGGAGCGGGAGAAGAGCACAGAGCUGGAACUGCUCAACACCAGGGUGCAGCAGUUGGAAGAAGAGAACACAGAUCUGAGAACCACAGUGGCUCGACUCAAGUCACAGACAGAGAAGCUGGACGAGGAGCGGCAGCGCAUGUCUGACCGGUUGGAGGACACCAGCCUACGACUGAAGGACGAGAUGGAUCUUUACAAGCGCAUGAUGGACAAGCUGCGGCAGAACCGCCUGGAGUUUCAGAAGGAGCGGGAGGCUACGCAGGAGCUCAUUGAGGACCUGAGGAGAGAGCUCGAGCACCUGCAGAUGUACAAGCUGGACUGUGAGCGGCCAGGUAGGGGCCGCAGCGCAUCUGGCCUUGGCGAGUUCAAUGCCAGAGCCCGUGAGGUCGAACUUGAACAUGAGGUCAAGCGUCUGAAACAGGAGAAUCACAAGCUGCGGGAUCAGAAUGAUGAUUUAAAUGGGCAGAUCCUGAGCCUCAGCCUCUACGAGGCGAAGAACCUCUUUGCCACCCAGACCAAAGCCCAGUCUCUGGCUGCUGAAAUCGACACAGCGUCUCGAGAUGAGCUAAUGGAGGCCCUGAAGGAGCAGGAGGAGAUCAAUUUCCGCCUGAGACAGUACAUGGACAAGAUUAUCCUGGCUAUACUGGAUCACAACCCCUCCAUCCUGGAGAUCAAACACUGAGUCAGGGCUGGCUGCAGAGCGGCCGUCGGACCUGGGACCUCGGGGCAGGCCUGCCUGAGAUGAAGAUGCAGGCUUCGCCCACACUCACGCUGUAAUUGUACCUCUGACCACCCUGUGUGUGUGCUGAUGUAUGUGCAGGACUGUGCACACACAGGCAAGGAGUGAGCUUGGGGCCAUGGCUGUGGGUGACAACCCAUGGUGAGCUGUGUGUGCACUUUGUAGCCCCUUUGUGAGGGGCAGGGGCGACUGGAUGUGGGAGGAACACUCUCAGGAGUUAACAGCAAGGCCUGGAAGCUUGCAUUUAGGAUACUGAUGAAAUGAUUCUACCUCUGUGGAUAAGGGUUAGAAGAUACUCUCAGGAGACAGGUUCUCUCUCCUCCCCCACUGGAGUGGGGACAAAACUGUUACAUUCUCCAGAAUUUGGUGUCCUUGCCAGCCUUUCAGGCCACCUUUUAAGCCGGGUUUUUUUUUUUUUUUAAGCUCAGAGGAGGAAGGGGUAUUGGAGAGACCCCUACGGGCUAGCCAUCUGGGGUGCAGGUAAACAGGUCCAGUGGACCGGGCUUCCAGAGCAGCUAGUGUGCACUGUCCGUGCCUUUGGGCUGAGUCCUGCGUAGCUUUCUGUGCCCUUCCCAGUUUUGCUCUCCUGCUCCCCUUUCUGGUUUGGCUUCGUUUUGCUUUGAAGAUGGGAAAUACAAGCAGCUUUCAGCUGGUUCAGCUGGGUGGAAGGAAGAGCAAGGAGGGUCAGCGCCCAAGGCAGGUGUGUGUUACACUGGGGGGCCAAAAGGAGUGAUUGCCUGGGAGAGAGAGGUGUGUUUUCCUGGCUGCAUUGUCACAUGUGACAUGUCUGGGUUCCGCGUGUUCCUUGGGGAGGACAGGCCUAGGGAAGUGUUUCCAAGACCGACACCCUUGCCUCCAGCUUUCAGACCCACCUAGAGAUCUGGAAGGGCCCCAGUUAGAGAGCAGAUACUGCUGACUGGAGGUCCAGUGGAGAACAUCGGGAGAGCCUUAGUCUUCUGUUCUGUGAAUAUAUGAUGGGAAUUCACCCCCCUGGGGGGUGUUAAAAAUGUGAUCUGGGAGUAGGUACUGUACUGGGAGCGUUCCAGUUUAUCUCAGUUUUAUACGGCUUGUGAUUGGCUUCCUUACCCCAGCUCCUAUAAAUGCGUACGGUCUCAAGUCUUCCCCUUCAGUUUGUUUUCUUGAGCACAUCUUGUGUUAAAAGGAAGGUUUGGGCAUGUGGGGAGCCUGGUGAGCAGAAAGGCACAGUUGAAGGUAAAGAGGGGACUUGGGGUAUGUGCCCUGCUUGGCAGAGACGGAGCUGCGGCCAGUUUCAGUCCAGUCACUGUGCUUUCUUUGGCUUUUGAGAUUGCUUUUAAUCAUGUGCAUGGAGUGCAUCUCAUGCUGCACGGGUGGUGGGUGUGCCUGCUUUGUCUGGAUGAGCUGCCCCAGGAAGACAGGAAGGCCUGAUCCUGGGAUACAGGGUCUCCUUCCCUGGGGUCUGGGAAGAUAGUGAAAAGCUGUAGGGAGUCUUGUGAGAAAGAAUGGGAAAUAAACCAUGGUUUGAGGUUGGUCCAGAUACCAUGCUGGCAGAAUGCAGAGGCCAGCUGAGUGUCAGUCCUGGUCAGAGGGGCCUACUCUCAGAGGUGAGUGUUUCAGACUUGAAAUUGUAUGGUCUGUCUGCUUCACUUGUGUGCUGGUUUCCAGAGAAGGCCACAGAGGCAGAGUCACAACAUCACAGAAGAGGAAGGAAUCUCUGUCAGGGAAACAGGCGGGGAAGGAAGACUUUAGGCCCAAGUUGUAGGGCUGGAAGAGUGGACUCUUGGAGGAAAUGCUCAGGUUUGGAGACCCCUGUGGACCUGAAUGCUUGCUAUAGUAUAGGCCUCUGGAAGAAUGGUUUCUGAAUGUGGUCUGACUUCCACACAACACACCUCAGGCGAAAUCCAGCUUUUUUACUUUCCUCAGCCAGAAUACACUUAGAAAACUUUGUGUCUCCUCUGUAAGAUCAUGUUUGCUGUUUCUCAUAGUGGUGACAGUAGGUUUCUGGGUUUUUGUUUGUUUUGUUUUGUUUUGUUUUGUUUUGUUUUGUUUUGUUUUUGAGGUCUUCGUUGUAGCUCUGGCUACUGUGAGGCUCAAGGCAAUUCUCCUGUCUCAGCCUCCAGAGUGCUGGGAUUAUAGGCAAGAAUCACCACACCCAUUUUACUUUUAAAAUGCAUUUUUAAAAUGUACUGGGUUAGAAAGCCCAGGGAUCCCAGUGCCAUAUCACCUGUGGGAGGUUCUAGAACUUUGCUUGGGAAGAAUCUAAUCUCUGUUUCUGCUGCCUCCCUGGCUCGUUUUGCAGUUGUGAGCUCCCCUUUGACGUUCAUGAGUCUAGAUGUUAGACUUGGCCUUCAGUUAGAUUUGGAUUUCAGAUAAACAAGUGGUUUUAGAAUCAAGAUGUUCCAUGCCAUACUUGAUGGUUUGGAAGCUUUUUAACAUUCUGAUCCUCGAAGGUUUUAACAGUUGGUACAGGUGUGGCCAGGCCUUGGAAUGUUUUAAGUACGCCUCAGGUGACGCUAACUUAGGUCUCCUGUGAAGGAGGUGUUUCUCUUCCCAAGUUAGACAACUCCCUCAGGGAAGGGUCAGCAGUAACUUGCAAAGGUCCAGUUAGGCUGGGGGCCAUGUCCUUGUAUUCCACUGGAAUCCAAACAAAAUGAGCUACUGUCCCCCUGGUUUGUUUCCUUUUAGCUUUGAAUUAGCCAGAUUUUUUUGUUUGUUUGUUUAAGACCAAUAGUUUUCUUUGAGACUCUACAGAGGAAGUUCCUUUUGAAAAAUUUAUUUCUGAUAUACUAAAAACACAAAGUUCAAGGACCAAGCAGAAUGCCAGGCCUUGAGCCUGAGUCUGUCAGUUUGGCUAUGUGCUGGUGUCUUACGUCUGAGGCUGGAGGGCUUGGGAGUGUAGCACAGGGAUGGAGUCCCUGGCAGCAUGGAGAGAAAUUGAUGACAGGACCAGCUCUGACUUCCACAUACAACUGGUGGCACUGGGUAGCCCAGCACCUGUAUCUUCAAUGGCCUUCCCAAGUGUUGGUCAUGCACAGCUCCAGGUGGAGGCUCCUAAAACCUGUGAAAUGUCUGCUGAGUUCCAGCAGGGCUGGAGAAGCAUGCCUGUGGCCUAGAGGAUGUGUCAUUAUGCCACUAAGUGGUCCUUGCCCUGAGAGAGUCCAGUUGCUCCCACUACUCUGGAAGUCUUACCCUAGAGAGACAGGAAACAAGUGUCGGCAUUUGACUGGGCAUAGCCCAUUGGAAAGUGGAGGCAGGUAGGCAGGGAAGAGCUAAACCUUGAAAGCGGCCUCAGAUGCAGUGGCCACUUGCCUCCAUGGGUUUUGUCUGUUUCCUGAGGGUGUCCCAGUUGUUUCCCUGUCAGUGCCAAAUCAGUACCCUUCCCACACCCUGGAGACUCUAAGUUACGGUCUGAUAGUUAGUCCUGGGUUCUGAUGCUACAGGGCCUGUUGGUACAUAUCGGGCUGUGUAGGGGAUCCGGAGAUUCUACAGCAAGGCCCAAGGAAUCAGGACUUCGCUCAUCUGAGGGACAUCGGCAAUUCUGUCUGUACACAUGACUGAUGGACCUGGGAAAGAUAUAGGGUAGUCACCAGGCUGGUCACCAGAUGUCCAGUGACUCUGUGUAAGUUCAGUUGAAGCUCUUUAGGGCCUCAGUGCUGUCCCUUAUCCCCAGUCUUUUCUCCUACCCCACCCCUCACUGAGGCCCAAGGACUUCCCUCUUUGGUGGCUCCUCAGGCUGGUAUCACUAGCAUGCACUUGCUGCCAAGGGGCCUCAAGUCAGAGCAGCCAGAUCUUCACGGGGCCUCCCUGUGCUGACUUCCACCCAGGCAGAAAGCACUUGCGAUGAUGUAUCAGGAAAAAGUAGAGGUAGCUCCUUCCGGGAGGGACAGCUUUGUGGCUCUGCUGUCUUUUAGCUACUCAGCUAAGGAAUAGCCUCUUCUAGAAAAGGCUUUGUUUCUGAAAGCAUAGCAAGGUGACGGGCCUUGCCACCCUAUUCACCAGGAGCUGCGUAGCUUCGAUGUCCCUUCCUUGUGGGCUCCUCCUCUUCCCAACGUGACUGUAUUGUAGAGAUGUGUGCUCCUGAGGUACCAUCAGAGGGAAGCACCCCAGGCCACCUCUCCUACAGGCCUAAGCUCUGAUGGCCCUGUCUCGUGUUGGGACUGUCUGCUUUACUGUUCUGCACUGUUUCUUGUCUGCAUGGUUUGGGGUCCUUGUGCCUUUUUUCCCUUGUCACCACCACACAGGAUUCUCUGUUACCCACUGCCCCCUUUUGUACAUCCCCUUACUCUAUCUCCUCCCGUCCUGUGUGUACUCACGUGUACAGCCAUAUGCCUCUACUGAGGCCAGCUGGCAAACACUUUACCCCACCAGGCCCUGAUUGCCCAAAGGACUCCCCUCCCCCCACUCUGUUGACUUGGUAACUUUUGUACAGGAUUUUGUUACAAUCUUAAGCAUAGGGACCACUUAAUCCCCAUGAACCUGCAGCUACUUUAGAAGCCCUGCAUCCCAGACAAGGGUAGCUUUGUGCAGACUAGCCCCUCCCACAAACCUCUUCCUCAUGGGUUCAGAUAUUUACAGAAGACAGAUCUCCUUUAACAUGAGGCGCUGGCCCCAGCAGGGAGGUCGUAGGUCUGCAAAGCUGUGUGCAUGGCACUUCUGGAGGAAGCCCAGCCACGUGGUUUCCAAUGCUUGGCAGUACAUCUGGGUUUAGGGCCAUUGCCUCUCGUGUCUCCCCUGAUGUGUGCUGAAGGAAGUCAUUUGCCACUGUCCCUGCCUGCUGUCAUCACCUGUCCAUCCCUUCCUUGUCUGCUGGUGCUCAGACCAGAGUGCCAUUAAUCACCAGACUAAUGUCAGGACCUGCACAGGACAGAGUGUGGUGAGGACUCACGGCCUGUUGGCUCCCAGCUUCAGCUUUUCAUGUUGUGGGGCUGGGCCUUCUGGGGCCCAGGUGGAAGAAGCUCUAGGCAGAUAGGUUCUGAUUUUCCAGGGAUUACAUCUGGGGCUUUGCCCCAGAAGCCAGUAAUUGCAAAUGGCCUUAGCUUUAGGGUUGGGAUCGAGGCUUCCACUUUAGGCGCCAGGGAAAGGAGAGUGGGUUGCAGCCCAGGCCCUGAACUGUUUGUUUCCACUCUGUUCUCUCCAGAAACAGGCUUUCAGUGGUGGGCACCUUCCAAGGAACUGUAAUGUACAGACCACAGUGUAAAUAAAAAGUUGGCUUUUUGUGCCUGA